Messenger RNA from Talaromyces stipitatus ATCC 10500, 2160 nucleotides. Its product is annotated as nucleolar GTPase, putative. Gene Ontology annotation, cellular component: nucleolus. NCBI's taxonomy places the organism in Eukaryota, Fungi, Ascomycota, Eurotiomycetes, Eurotiales, Trichocomaceae. The record is from RefSeq and is a predicted model, not a curated record. Gene Ontology annotation, molecular function: GTP binding. The transcript has 3 exons. The coding region runs from base 73 to 1764 and encodes 563 amino acids.
GCCAGAACACUCUGUGCCAUUUUCUACUUCUUCUUCGUUUGUAUUUAUGAGAAGAAGGAAUUUAUUUUCAUCAUGGGUACAGGAAAGAAAGAGGCCUCACGCAGAGAGCGCCAAGGCAAGGUCGGAGAUGGCAUGGCCAACGUCAGGACAAAAGGCGAAAACUUCUAUCGCGAUGCGAAGAAAGUCCGUCAUUUGAAUAUGUACAAAGAUGGCAAGGCCAAACGAGAUGCCGAGGGAAAUAUUGUCAAGGCUGCUUCGUACCAGUCUACAGAAUUACCCAAUGCCCGAAUAGAACCAAACCGCAAGUGGUUCGGUAAUACGAGAGUUAUCUCCCAGGAGGCGUUGACUUCCUUUCGAGAAGCCGUUGCCGAACGAGCCUCAGACCCGUACCAGGUUCUUUUGAAAACAAAUAAAUUGCCUAUGAGUUUGAUCAGAGACGGUCAGGAACUCAAUGGCCUCAAGCAACAUCGUGCGAAAAUGACUAUUGAGACUGCUCCUUUUGGAGAUACCUUCGGGCCUAAAGCUCAGCGGAAACGUGUCAAGCUUGAUGUCGGCUCGCUGGAAGACCUCGCUGGAGAGUCUGUCAAAAUGCACGAUUCAUACUUGGAAAAAUUGGAUCAAGCCAAAUUAUUGAGUGGAAAAUCGGGUGAAGAUGACGGUGAAGAUAUCAGUGUCAUGGGAGUAGCUCGUGAACAUGUCUUCUCCAAGGGUCAGAGCAAACGUAUCUGGAAUGAACUUUAUAAGGUCAUUGACUCUUCAGACGUUGUCAUCCAUGUCCUGGACGCUCGUGAUCCUGAAGGAACAAGGUGCAGAAGUAUUGAGAAAUAUAUCCGUGACGAAGCACCGCAUAAGCAUUUGAUAUUCGUCUUGAAUAAAUGCGACUUGGUUCCGACAAAGGUUGCUGCCGCAUGGGUACGCCACCUGUCCAAGAAUUAUCCCACUCUGGCUUUCCAUGCCUCGAUCAACAAUUCGUUCGGCAAGGGAUCACUUAUCCAGCUUUUGCGUCAAUUUUCAUCUCUUCAUUCUGAUCGCAAGCAGAUUUCUGUUGGCUUUAUUGGAUAUCCCAACACGGGAAAGUCCUCCAUCAUCAACACUCUUCGGAAUAAAAAGGUUUGCACUGUUGCACCCAUUCCUGGGGAAACCAAGGUCUGGCAAUAUAUCACACUCAUGAAGAGGAUAUAUCUUAUCGAUUGUCCUGGAGUUGUACCUCCAAAUCAAAAUGAUACCGAGGAAGACAUUCUGCUUCGAGGAGUUGUCCGAGUUGAGAAUGUUCAUAACCCGGAACAAUAUAUCCCAGGUGUUCUGAAGAAAGUGCAAACGCGUCAUAUCGAGCGCACUUACGAGAUCAAGGACUUCGACGGCGAUGCUGUAGAAUUCCUUAGUAUACUUGCUCGAAAAGGUGGUCGAUUGCUACGAGGCGGUGAGCCCGAUCUAGACGGCGUUGCAAAGAUGGUGAUCAAUGAUUUUCUUCGAGGAAAGAUACCUUGGUUUACACCGCCGCCUCAUAAUGAAGGAAACGAAGAUGAAAAGAUUGAAGGCCGAGAGGGUCGUCUUGGAGAGAUGUCUAAAAAACGCAAGAGAGACACAGCCGCAGCGAUUUCCGAAGCAAAGGAUGAGGAAGAUGACUCCAAUGAAUUUGAAGGAUUCGAUGAAGACGAUGAAUCCGACGGGGGUAUCCGUGUCUCAGAUGAUGAACAAGAAGAAGAAGAAGAAGGAGAGGGAAAUGAAGAAGACCAGAAUGAAGAUGCACCUGCAAAAGAUUGAAGUCAACUGUUUAUUUCUAUGUUCGAUUCAUUUUUGCAGAUGUCGAAGAUCUUCAGCAUACCAACGCAGCUUGACACGCAAUAUUGCGUCGAGUCACCUGCUUCGCAGUGUCUUAAUAUAAGCCAGCUCCGCUUGGCUGCAUCCGGGACAUACAUCGUCGAAACACGUAUGUACUUUGGGAGCGUACUGCCCAAGCUUUACCAGCUACCCCUGAAGCUGUCUGCCUGUAUGUGCUGGCUUGUAGAAGCAACUUGGGCUUCCUGUAAAGACUGGAAUGUCGCCUCAUUGUUUCACAUGACCUGUGAUACUGUCGAUACACAACAGACGAAUUCAUACCAUCGCAUCAGUUGAUGCAGACAUGCUCGGUACAAAUGUAUCCUCAUAUCAUCGUAGUCU